Molecule: messenger RNA, 842 nt
Organism: Aspergillus eucalypticola CBS 122712
Lineage: Eukaryota; Fungi; Ascomycota; Eurotiomycetes; Eurotiales; Aspergillaceae
Exons: 1
Coding region: 88-573 (161 amino acids)
Source: RefSeq, a predicted model, not a curated record
CUUGCAAUACAUCUAGUCCAUCCGAGCAGUGUGGCAGUGUGCUAGCUCAAGAGUGGGCCAUGAAGCCUACAGAAUCUGAAACGACAGAUGGGGCACCUUAACGACCAAUGUUCUUCAACACCGGCCCAAGCAGCAGGAUCGUGGGCUUGGGGAGAUGUCGACUAUCACUGCCUAAGGCCUGCAAAGCACAAAUGGAGACGGACGUAUUGGCCCCAUCAGUACUCCGUCGUCCAUACUAGUGAGUAUCUAGUGUGUUCUCGACACGGAGACGGACGAGCCGCAGUAAACCCCGAGCUUUUGCCACGAGGUGACAGCAAUCAAUCAAUCAAUCAAUCAAUCAAUCAAUCAAUUCUUCCUCCGCAAUCACCCGUGCGAAGGAAGGCAGCUGCCUGCCUACUCCCAGCUAGCAGCAGCCCGAUAGAGUGGAUAACCCGACCCACUACCACACAACUGAUGUCCGAAGGAGUUGACGUAACUCGGACUCACAAGGGUUCAUUUAAUCUACUGACCGGGCCAAUUAGUCCCCAAUACACUCGUACAAGAAGUCAUUCGAUUGAUUGCUCAAUGGAUUGAUUGCCGGAAUGAGGUCGGCAGAACUAUGUCCGUUCCGGACAGUCCGCGGAGUUCGGACAGUACAUUCACCGUCCCCGAGACAUUUGACGAAAUGGGUUUCCAAUGAUUCCUCAAUAUUCUCGCAAACAGAUACUACUAGUCUUAGGCGGCCAUAGUUACCCGUGGCUCUCGUCAACACCUUAUUCUAGGAUUGGAAAUCACAUCUUAGGUAUGCACAAUACUGCUCGCAUUGAACCUCUUUGCUACCGGUUACCAUUCUGGUUUGAUAC